Molecule: messenger RNA, 5368 nt
Organism: Schistocerca gregaria
Lineage: Eukaryota; Metazoa; Arthropoda; Insecta; Orthoptera; Acrididae
Gene: ogre
Product: innexin inx1
Exons: 2
Coding region: 448-1533 (361 amino acids)
Cellular component (GO): gap junction; plasma membrane
Molecular function (GO): gap junction channel activity
Source: RefSeq, a predicted model, not a curated record
ACUGUUAACAGGUGACUUUUUUGAGAAGUGGUGGUACAGUUUUACAGUACAGGCAACGGUAUGAGUUACGGAAAAGCUGUAGCAUUCUCCAUGUGAUUUGUGCGGCGCCUGGCGCGAGGCUAGCGAGUAGAAUGGAUCCCACGGAGUGGGGAGGGUAGUGGUGGCGACCGCUUCACGCAGUAACUGGAAUCACUACGAGAAGAAAGCGUGUGGCGCUCGGUGUAGCGUCCAGUUGCAAGCGUGGAGUGUGGUGGCAGUGUGUGCGUUUUCGCUUGUGUGUCGAACAGCAUUCACGGAUGUAAAUAUCGCAUACAAGGGGGAAAAGAGCUUGUUACAGUUCUGCAGACCAACGGAAAUGCUAAAAAUUUUGUGUAUUAUCAGGAACUGCUGAGAGGAAAUUAAUUCAGGGGUUGUUUUCUGACGCCAUCUUGAUCGUGUGCUGUCAACAUGUAUAAAUUAUUGGGAGGGCUGAAGGAAUACCUGAAGUGGCAGGACAUCGUUACUGAUAAUGCCAUUUUCAGACUUCAUAACUUGUUCACGACAGUUUUGCUACUGACAUGUUCUCUCAUUAUUACGGCCACGCAGUAUGUUGGCAACCCCAUACAUUGCAUUGUAAAUGGAUUACCAGUCAGGCCAAUAAACACGUAUUGUUGGAUUACAUCAACGUUUACGAUGCCGGAUGCUUUCCUAAGACAAGUGGGCAGUGAAGUGGCACAUCCUGGAGUGGCAAACGACUUCGACGAAGAAGAUGCCAAGAAGUAUUACACUUACUAUCAGUGGGUGUGUUUCGUGCUUUUCUUUCAAGCUAUGUUAUGCUAUACUCCGAAGUGGAUAUGGGACAGCAUCGAAGGAGGAUUGUUAAGAACUCUGAUCAUGGGUUUAAAUCGUGGUCUGUGCCAAGACGACGAGAAAUGUAUGAAGAAGAAGGCCUUAAUUGAAUAUCUGUUACGUCAUAUCAAGAGACACAACAUGUACGCACUGAAAUACUGGUUCUGUGAAACUUUGUGCCUGGUAAAUAUAAUUGGCCAGUUGUACCUAAUGAACCACUUCUUUGAUGGAGAGUUCUUCAGCUAUGGCUUGCGUGUAGUGGCUUUCUCAGAACAGUCUCAAGAGGAACGUGUUGACCCAAUGGUUUAUGUGUUUCCGCGAGUAACGAAGUGCACAUUCCACAAAUAUGGUGCUUCUGGCUCUAUACAGAAACAUGAUUCACUUUGUGUACUUCCUCUCAAUAUAGUCAAUGAGAAAACUUACAUUUUCCUGUGGUUUUGGUACAUUAUACUAGCAGCACUUUUAUCUGUACUAGUUGUUUAUAGAGCAGUUAUUUUAGCCGUACCUUCUGUACGGCCAAUAUUAUUGCACGCACGUAACCGUAUGGUACCAAAGGAGGUCACAAAUGCAAUAUGUCGUAAGACAGAUGUUGGAGACUGGUGGAUUCUGUAUAUGCUUGGACGUAACAUGGAUCCUAUGAUUUAUGGAGAAGUCAUAGCUGACCUUGCGAAGAAAAUUGAGACUCCUUCGAGUAAUAAUCCUUGACUGAAGUGUUACUGACUCUACUCAAAAAUUCAAUUGUGCUUCAUACUCAAGAUGUUGACUGAAUACGGUACUGCCAUACUGUGUCACUAUUAUUGCACCUGGUAAUUAGAAUAAAUUUGUAAUGAAAUAUUUUGUGUCAUUUAUGCUAUUUCAGUUGGCUCAUUCUGGUUUUCUAAAGCAUGUGGCAUGUGUAAUUAAUCAUUUUGAAGGCAAUUUAGGAUUGUAUGUGAUCUGACACAAAGUCGGCUUUUUAUAAUUUAUAUAAUUUUUGUGUGUGUAACUGUAUUACUACAUCAGCUAUAAUUUUCAGUAAAUGAAACACCAAUUGAAGAGUAUUAUUUAUAUUAUUUUCUUGUAACUGUGCAGUCAUUUCCUGCACAUUUGUAAGACACUAAGAUACAUUACGUACAUGUAUUUCAUACUUGUUUCAUUCCACAAAUUUUAAGGAAUUAUGUGACUGCCGUGAUUUCCUUCUCCAUCUUCUUGCCUCGGAGUUCUUUUCUUUGAAACUACUUGUUUCUAAAGUGAAAUAAAAUUAUGUAUUAUGUAUUGGUAGUAAGUACAAAAUUUUUAAAAUCUUUGUCAUUUAUAAUCUCUUUUAUGGAGUAUAAUCAGCUAUUUUUGAUAAAAAAAUUUACAUGUAUUCAGCAUUGAUGAACUUUGUAUUAACUGUUUGAAACUAUGACUGUAGAUUUUUUUUAUGGCACAAUUGCUAAUGCAAUGAAUUAAAGAUCUGUUUCUUGUACAGCUGUUUAGAGUUCAGUGUAUGAUCUGGAAAUAUCCUGCUAAAUUCCUGUACAAACGUAAUAACACAAUAAUUAUGCAGAAUUGGCAGUGAUGUUAUCAAAUAGACUGUCCAGAAAUGCAAAGUGAGCAUAAUAAUAUAAGCUUUCGAUGUGUUCCUGUUAUUGGAAGGAGAGCUAACCUUUCACAUUUGCUCAAGUUGAAAAUGAAGCAGUGAUACAGAAAACUGACUGACAUUACCUAAGAGCUUUGCUCUGUUGGUGAGUACAUCACCACUGAUUAUAAUUAAAUGGUAACUUGGUGCAAAUAUCUGUACAAAUCAUUUUGGUGUGAAAACAACAGAUUUGUAAUUAGUGAUUGCAUACAUGCUUAAUACGUUUCAUAUAUGUAAUAUCCACUGCCUAUGAUUGUUCUGUAAUGAUUGUUAUAUUGUCUGUUUCAGUAUCAUGUGAUAGCUUGUGCGAAUCUUUUUUCAAAAGAAUCUUGCCACAUAGCUCACAUGUUUAACAAAGCGUGCUUCCCACUGCUUAAAUCUGAAAUGUAUUCAGAACUACUCCAUUUAUAUUGUUAGAAGGUUCAGUAAGAUUUUCUUUUGAACCAUUUUCUAGCCUCUGUUAUUUUGAGGUGAUGGGAGUUUACUAUUGUUAAGACAAAGUUUGCACAUUGUAAAAUUACAGAAUAGGGCAAUUUUGUUACUAUAAGUCUGAUACAAGUAUUUACAGGAAGUACCAUUUCCUUCAUUAUUUCCUGUUAUAUAUGAUAUUAUAGACUUCCACUUUUCAGCUUUCCCAUGAGAUGUCUUUCAUCAUACUGGUAGUUGUUAUAUUUAAUACUGAACGUAGCAUGUGUAAACCAAAAAAAUCAAAAUAAAAUAAUUAAUAAAAAGAGAGAAUGCAUGUGCAGAAGUAUCACAGGUAUUCUAGUUGUAUUAUGAGGAUCAUCUAAAUUUUACAGACACCACUAACUUUUCAAAGACAAUGCAACAUAAAUUGUAGUGACAUUGCUCCCACAAGAAUACUACUUGUUUUAAUGGAGGUACCAAUGCUGCGGUUGGUAGCUCAUUUGUCUGGUUCAGAGAGAGGCGGGGUCACCAAUGCUGCCAUUGGAAUAUUUUAUUUACAGUUCUUUUUUUUUCCAGGGGUAAUGUAAAAAAUACAUUAUUUAACUCCACUGAGUAAACUACCCUGGCAUAUUUUAAACAGAAUUUCUACUGAAGUUGACUGUGUAUGCUUGGAUACUCCUAUGGGAAACAUAUUCCCAAGCAGGAAACAGUGACUUUUUGUGAGCAGGAUUUCGUGUAGCAUUCAUUAUCAAGCUGUAAGACCAGUUAUUGAUAGUGGCCUUUUCUCUCAAAAUUUUCAUCAGUGUUUCACUGGAAUUACUGAAAGUGAAUGGAUCUAUCAAUUUAUUAAACUGUUAUGUUGGAUCUUUCUUUCAUUCUUAAUGUGUACUAUUAAUAGCAUAAUAUAUUUCCACAAGUUUAUAGCAGUCUUAUAAAGUCUUAGUUUAACAUUUUAUUGUGUUUACUCACAUUGUUCUCGGCAGCCAGAGACAGUUAGUGACAAUCUAUCCUUUUCAAAAUACUAUUAAGCUUUGCAUGUGAUGACUAAUCACCUAUAUUUACUUUGGAAAUAAUUUUUUUGUGCCUGAGUGCCAUACCUGUCACCACAUUGUAACUCAGGAUGAAAGAGUUGUGUAUGCUUCCUUUCUGUGACUUGUGUAAAUUUUAAUGUUUUUAUUGUUAUCCUUCAAUAGUUUGCGUGAGAAACUACCUGUAAAAUACAUCCUGCCUUGCCAGUUUACCAAACCAUUGGUUGUUACUCUAGUGUGCUAAUCAAUCAGUCUGACCCAUCUUUUCUUGCAAGCACGCACACUGCACUUUAAAUUAUACAAGGUCAAUUAAUUUAACAUACUUCUCAACAAAAUAUUUCAGUUUGUGCUUCAUUUUUGCAGCUGUGCAUUUAAUAGUUCCUCCUAUGAUAGCUGAAAAUGGUAUGCACACAUAAAAUACAUAUUGUGAUGUCAAGUUAUAGGCCUUCUAGUCUUUGUUAGUAUUGGUAUAUACUCCGUGCUGCUUCCCAGGCUUGAUACUAUUAGCAGUGUGACCUUUUCUCAUGUAAGGAUGACUGCCCUGCAUAAAGUAAGCAAUUGCGACUGUUGAACACACUACCCAUCAGUUUUCUUUAGUUAUUACAAGAAAAGCAGUCGGCAGAAAAUACAUUCUGAAGAUCAGAUUUAGACAUGCAACUGUCCCACUAAUAAAUUUUUGUGUUGGUCAUACAGCGCUAAAAGUGUGGUCCUGAACAGUUUGCAUUCGGGAGGACGACGGUUCAAUCCCGUCUCCGGCCAUCCUGAUUUAGGUUUUCCUUGAUUUCCCUAAAUCAUUUCAGACAAAUGCUGGGAUGGUUCCUUUGAAAGGGCACGGCCAAUUUCCUUCCCAGUCCUUCCCUAACCCGAGCUUGCGCUCCGUCUCUAAUGACCUCUUUGUCGACGGGACGUUAAACACUAACCACCAUCACCACCUGAACAGUUUCAAGAAUUUUCAGUUUAUUGAUUGUCAAAUUAAUGUUUUUUUUAAUGUUCUCUGUAAACACAUAAAUUACAGUUUCUUUAUUUUUUCAUGUAUAUCACAUUUCACUGACUGUUACAUCAGACUGAUUGUAAAGUUUCUGGAAACUGACUGAAUAUUAUAAGACAUUGCACUAAAUCUGUCUCUUUGAAUGGGAAUUGGUUCAUAGCACAUCAUCAGUAAGUUUUGUAAAUUUGUGAUAUUGUGUCUAAUCUUCUAUCACGUGACAGUGUGUGGAGCUUCCCUUCCAGCUAUCAGAAAUGACAGGCAAACAUAAAACUUCUGACUACAGUUGGUCAUACAAUUGUUAGAAAACAGUGUAAAAGUAAUAGCUGAGAACACACACACACACACACACACACACACACACACACACACACAUGGACACUUUUUCUGUGUUCCAUUAUUAUGCACAUGGAGAUUGGCUUCACUGCUGAAGAAUAGUCGUAAUAAUGAGAUCAUAUGAAAUUAGAAGACAUAGGAAAUCUAAAAUGGGUAUGACGCUAGAUCAUUGGUGUUACU